GAAACUCCCCAUUUGUUUAUUACUAAUAACAAGCCCAAAGCACAAACUUGUUUGUGUCGAAAAAUGGCGCCUGUGGCAGCGAGAAGCGCCGGCGCUGUUGGUGCCGGAACCGCCAUCUUACUCACUCUCGCCGUCGCGUAUUUCUUCUGCGAUCGUCGCUGCAAUUCCUCAAAACACAACAAGAAGAAAAAAUCAAAGAAUGGAAUCCUUGCCGCCAUUGGUAACACUCCUUUGAUUCGAAUCAAUAGUCUCUCCGAUGCCACUGGUUGCGAAAUUCUUGGCAAGUGUGAGUUUUUGAACCCUGGUGGGAGUGUCAAAGAUCGUGUUGCAGUUCAAAUUAUUGAAGAGGCUUUAGAAUCUGGGAAGCUACGUAAAGGUGGUAUAGUUACUGAAGGGAGUGUCGGAAGCACUGCCAUUAGCUUUGCUACUGUUGCUCCUGCUUAUGGAUGCAAAUGCCAUGUGGUUAUUCCAGAUGAUGCUGCCAUUGAGAAGUCUCAAAUAAUCGAAGCUCUUGGGGCCAAAGUUGAAAGAGUACGGCCAGUGUCAAUCACUCACAAAGACCAUUUUGUGAAUAUUGCAAGAAGACGGGCAUCUGAAGCAAAUGAGUUUGCAUUUAAGAAUAGAAAAUCACAACCGAAUGGCACGGACUCACAGCAAAUAAAUGGUUAUAAAUCUGACGAACACAACCACAACUCACUCUUUCCUGAUGACUGUCAAGGCGGCUUCUUUGCUGAUCAGUUUGAGAAUCUUGCAAACUUCAGGGCCCAUUACCAAAGUACAGGACCUGAGAUUUGGGAACAAACAAAUGGAAAGUUAGAUGCAUUCGUUGCAGGAGCAGGCACUGGUGGUACUGUGGCCGGUGUUUCCAAGUUUCUUCAGGUUCAUCUUCUCUAUUCUUCAUGUUUUAAAUAUUGUCAUUUUAAUUGUAAAAGUUGCCUGAAUUUUAUGUUUUAUGCUCAACAGGAAAAUAAUCCAAACAUCAAGUGUUACCUCAUAGACCCUCCUGGUUCUGGCUUGUAUAAUAAGGUAACGAGGGGGGUAAUGUACACCAAAGAGGAGGCAGAAGGACGGAGACUUAAGAAUCCGUUUGACACUAUAACAGAAGGAAUUGGAAUUAACAGGCUAACAAGGAAUUUCGCAGAAGCAAAACUUGAUGGGGCCUUUAGAGCCACAGAUAGGGAGGCUGUUGAAAUGGCCAGGUAUCUUGUGAAGAAUGAUGGGCUUUUUCUUGGGAGUUCUUCUGCAUUGAACUGUAUUGGAGCAGUUAGAGCAGCACAAUCAUUAGGCCCUGGUCACACAAUUGUAACCAUUCUGUGUGACAGUGGAAUGAGACAUUUGAGCAAGUUUUGUAAUGAUGAAUACUUGUCUAAGCUUGGUUUGACACCUAAAGCAACUGGAUUAGAGUUCUUGGGUAUCAAAUGAGUAUGUUCCUUCACAGAAUGACAGGUGUUCCUACUUCAUUACCAGUGCAAUGUCUGAGAAGAUCAUGUGAGAAGCCAACAAGUCCAUCAUAUGCUUAUGGUGUUAAGUUAUACUAUUAUUUAUUUAAUUACUGAUCGAUUUCUUCAGAAUACAAGAGGGCCGAAGACAAGACGACCGAUUUAUUUAUUAGUAUUAGUUUGCUCAUUAUUUGAGUAUGAAGCAAUUAGUUCUCAUAUCAUUACUGUAUUUUACUGGAGAUAUCAAUACUGGUAUGCUGUAUUUUUUUAAUGUAUACACAAUUCAAAAAUUAGUUUAAUUGGCACGUUGAUGAGCA
This is a messenger RNA of Vicia villosa (hairy vetch), 1756 nucleotides long. Its product is annotated as cysteine synthase 2. NCBI's taxonomy places the organism in Eukaryota, Viridiplantae, Streptophyta, Magnoliopsida, Fabales, Fabaceae. The coding region runs from base 64 to 1422 and encodes 452 amino acids. The transcript has 5 exons. Gene Ontology annotation, molecular function: cysteine synthase activity. Gene Ontology annotation, cellular component: cytoplasm. The record is from RefSeq and is a predicted model, not a curated record.